AUGGGAACGCCGUGCACACUGGGAGCUGAUCUUUGGUCGUCUCCAUUUCGCUUUGGCGCGCGAGCUGGUAACCAGGCAGCCGGGGUGGAAGGCGAAACGGUGACGGAGCGGGUGCUCAGGCCUGGCAGUUUCAAACGGCGUGGGUGCCUGGUAGAUGUAAUGGCGGCACCGUACAGAUGCGUGGAGUGCAACGAGGAAGCGCUGGAACUACACAGGGACUACAGCCACGGCAUCAUCAAGAUCACCAUUUGUAAAUCAUGCCAGAAACCAGUUGACAAAUAUGUAGAAUAUGAUCCCGUGAUCAUUCUUAUUGAUGCGAUCUUAUGUAAAGUUCAAGCUUAUAGGCACAUAAUCCUCAAUGCCAACAUUAAUAUUCAUUGGAAGCUCUGUAUUUUCUGUUUGUUAUGUGAAGCAUAUCUCAGAUGGUCACAUCUACAGGAUUCACAGCAAACAGUUGAUCCUACUGAUAUAAUUCGUUACGCCAAAGAGUGGGACUUUUACCUAAUGUUUGGAUUAGCUAGUCUGGAGCUAACAGCAUUCCUAAGCGGGGUAUUUUUCUUCUUGUGGUUAACAAAACAGGAUUUCAUUCAGAAAAAAUCAAACCUCAACAUGCUGCUAAUAGCCUUAUUAUUAUCUGGUUACGGGAAACUCCUUGUGAUUCCAGUUGUCAUCUGGGAACAUGACGACUCGCCUCUGUACAUUAACCUCAUCAAGUUCUUUGUUCUUGCAUCAAACGCACAAGCUGUCAGAGUUGUGCUGAACAGCAGCAGAAAGUUUGCAUUGUCUGUCAUUUCUGUUGGGUGGAUGGUGGAACGAUUUACAGCCUACAUUUUUCAACAUCUCAAAUGGAGUACAUAGAAGACACCAAAUUCCAGGCUGGAAUGCAAAAAAUGACUGGCUUGAAGGCCCUGUUCUAUCUGAGAAAACCUUUACAAUUUUUACUGACACAUAUUGAACAAUGAAUAGUGGUUGGCAACAGAUGUAAAAGGCAGAAGGAAAGAAUAUGAAAAAAAGUCGAAAAGACAAUUUCCAAUUAACUCCAAUUAUCCAUCCAACUUGGCUGCUCUUAAUUGGAAAAUCACAUUCAGUAACUUGCUGUGUUAUUUUGUCCUGCAUCAUAGAGAGGAAUUAUAACCAUUUGUGAUUUUUAUAAGAUAAAAGACAGUUUGCACUAAAAAAUACACCAGUUUUCCAAUCUAUAAUUUGACCUCUGCCAAUAAAAACGUUUACAUU
Messenger RNA from Leucoraja erinaceus (little skate), 1233 nucleotides. It is a transcript of the gene arv1, whose product is annotated as ARV1 homolog, fatty acid homeostasis modulator. The record is from RefSeq and is a predicted model, not a curated record. Bases 1 to 858 code for a protein of 285 amino acids. Lineage: Eukaryota; Metazoa; Chordata; Chondrichthyes; Rajiformes; Rajidae. Gene Ontology annotation, biological process: sphingolipid metabolic process; regulation of plasma membrane sterol distribution; intracellular sterol transport. Gene Ontology annotation, cellular component: cortical endoplasmic reticulum; Golgi apparatus. The transcript has 6 exons.